Molecule: messenger RNA, 5583 nt
Organism: Haemorhous mexicanus (house finch)
Lineage: Eukaryota; Metazoa; Chordata; Aves; Passeriformes; Fringillidae
Product: leukotriene B4 receptor 1-like
Exons: 4
Coding region: 3183-4193 (336 amino acids)
Biological process (GO): G protein-coupled receptor signaling pathway; immune response
Cellular component (GO): membrane
Molecular function (GO): G protein-coupled receptor activity
Source: RefSeq, a predicted model, not a curated record
GGCCCCGGCUGUGGGAGCUCGUUCCCCGCCGAAAGCCCUGUCAGUGUAGCGGCCCCGGCUGUGGGAGCUCGUUCCCUGUCAGUGUGGCAGCCCUAGCUGUGGGAGUUCGUUCUCUGUCAGUGUGGCAGCCCUAGCUGUGGGAGUUCGUUCCCUGUCAGUGUGGCGGCCCCGGCCGCUGCUCCGGGCAGCUAGGGACAGCUGCCCCCCGUUCUUCUGGGGCCGGUAGAAAGCUCUGAGAAGGGAGAUAUGCUAAGGGAGGCUAAAUUUGGUUACACUGUCAAACAUGGACUGGAAAAAAGGGAAGAGAGCACUUGAAUAGUGGGAGUACUGAAAAUGCAGGCUUACAUAACCAUCAACCCACAAACUCAGAGCCAAGAUCAAGAAUGCUUGGACAAGACCAUUCUGGAGGGCAGCUUGGCACAGGGUACUGGUUUCUCUGGCUAUGCAGAACAGAAUGUCAGAUGCAUCUUAGUUUCACUGCUGUGAUGAAGUAGACCAGAACUUCUGUGAUCUGAAGUCAAAAUGCACCCACAUGUGGCCACUAGAGUGAGUAAGAUACUGAAUUGUUUAGCCACUGUUGUUUUUAGCAGUUAUUGACUACACUAUAUUGCUACACUAUCCCCCUGUUAAUGGAAAUAUUUGGUUAAUUGCCUAUAAAGUUUGUGUUCUACUAAUUUAAAUUUGAUAAAUAACAGACGCUUUUAGACAGCUUAUAAUCUGAAGUUUUCUUAGUGAUCCAGCAGUCACAUAGAGCUGUUCAGGAACAUGCUCCUGAGCUAAUGUCAACUCCAAUGUCUAAGAUAUUUAGUCUAAUAGCUUAGCUUCAGUUUCUUACUCAAGGAAAUCUUAGUAGUUCAACACUUCUCUGGGAUUUUUCUGAAACAGAAAUUCCAGACUGUGGCUGCAAUUGAGAGACUCGUUUGUUUUCUUGCUUAAAUGAAAGACACAGCUGGAGGCAGAGGCCAUUUGGCCAGCAAACUUCAACUCAAGUGGAGAAAGCUGUUUCUGGAAAAUGUAAGGCCAGAUGCUUCAGAAGUUCAACCACAUCCAUACACUACUGGAUUAGAACUAUACUUAUACCAAUGGUUGUUCAGACAACUGUUCUUUUCCACCUUUUCCACCAAAAAUAAAGUUAUUAAAAAAAAAAUCCCACAGAUGUGUCACACAAUGGUACAGAGCAUACAAGUCCUUUUAGGAAUCCUUGGUAGAUUGAGGACUGGCCACAAGGUUGUAGCUACACUUAGAGCCCUUACUAUGACAUAAAAAUUUACCUAAGUGCAUAUCUUAUUGUUAUCUACAAUUUCUAGCAGUUUGUGUAUCUUACUGCUACACAGGAUUGUUAGCAAUUAUCCCAGCUUUCAGUUAAGCAGAGUUUCUAGUAAUCAGUGUAGCUUUCUUUACUAUCUAAAGUCUUUGGUUAUGUAGGCUUUUAGUCACCUGAGCCCUCUGCAAUUCAGGUCAAAGUCUUGAUAAUCAGUGUGUGACACAACAAUCAUAAUCUAGACUGACUUUACUUAAAGAACCUGCUGGUCCCUGCAGCACUGGCUGACAAGAGGUACUGGACAUCUCUCCUUGAUUGUCCUUUUCCAAUAAAAAUCUGCAACUUAGUUCAAUCUAGAAAUGCCACUGGCAAUAAAAUAAAAUAGUCUAUGAAGUUACUUCUGGAGAAGUAAUGUGUGUACAGGUGAUUUCAUUGGAAGAAGAGACCCUGCCCAACACUUCCUCCCAUUAGUUAAUUUUCACACGUGGUUUUCAGAAAUUCCCUUCAGAAUACAAACAACUUGUUUCGUUUUUUUCCCCUACCCGGUAUUCACUGAAUGCAAUUAAAAAUGAAAGGAACUGGAAUCAUGUAUCAGAUUAAAUCCCAAUUAAAAUCUGUAUUACACAAAUAGUAUUUUGAAGAUAUAAUACUUAACUUCAGCGGGGUUAUUCUGGAUUUGCUUUUGAUCUCAUUAUACUCUUACAAGAGCAAAACCAGCUAAGCUGCUUUGGGGGUGCUGAUGUUACAAUCCUUUUCCCAUGGUGAAAAAUACUUUUUUACUUAAUACUAUGCACUACAUUUGCCAGGUUUGUAAAAGUAGGGAAAUAAUCUGUAGCACAUUCUUAAAUUUAAGAAAGCUAUAAAUAACUCCUUUGUUUCUGUGAACUUUUUAAAAUGGUAAAUACCCUUCCAGUUCCACUUCUUGAAUAUUUCUGUUGGCUCUGCUGUUCUAGUUCCUCCUUUAACAUUUUAGAAAUGAACUUCAAAAGAUGUUUUGAAAUCAGGAUAACAAAAUAGUUUCAUACUCUUUCGCCAGGCUCUGAAGAACUUAUGAUUCAUUUAGGAUUUGAGUUCUACACUGACUACCAAGUUUCCUAGGAAAAAUUCUAGAAGUCAUAGCCCAUUGCUGGCACAGCAGGACAAUAAUGUAGUCAUAUAUUUUCUCUCAGUGUAGUUGUAUCUUUUCUCUCUGACACGAAGCAUUUCCUCCUAUACAUCUACAUCCAGACAGAAUACUCUGAUGGUUAUUGUUUGGUGAAGAACUGCAAUUUCCCAGAGAAUUAGAAAUACAACUCCUACCCACUUUGUUGUACCAGUACAGUACAAACAGUUCAUUUCCUUUAUGCCAGGGUAUUUCUAAAAUAUGAUUGACUGUUUUCUGCUGAAUUAAAAAAGAUGACAUGAAGGUAGUAAGCACAAUUUUUUGUGCUUUAAAAUUCAUGCCAAACAUAAUGCCCAUUUGUAGUUUACCUGCCACGCCUCUGUUUUUUGUUUUUAUAAAGUGCUGAGUUGUUCACAGGAGCAAGAAUAGAAUAGCAUAAAAAGGGUUUCUUUCUCUUCACAGCAGUUGAUUAGACCAGUAACAUCAAAACAGUAGGACAUUUCUUUAAAUAGGGACAUUUUAGAAACACCACCAACAUGCUGUAAAAUUUGCUGAAGCACAAUGGAUGUAUAACUAACAGCAAAGUCAGAUCCUGCAUUAUAUUUUUACUUUUGCUUUGUAUGCAAAAAUACCCAUCCUCCUAAACAACAGGAACUGCCAUAUGUGGUCAGAUGUCUGUAAGAGUGAGUAUGAGGAUGUGAGCUCAUAGUCUGCAUUAGCCUUCAGAACAUCAGUUAGAGGAGAACUUUCAAGUAGUUCACAAACACCUGCAGAAUAAAAGCAGAGCACAGAGCAACCAAGAACGGAAGAAUUUCCAGAAUGAGUCAAGCUGAGGAAAGCAGUGGCGACUCAGCAUGGAAUAUUGUGAGGUCAGUAGUCUGCAUAAUACUGGGCUUGUCAUUUAUAAUUGGCACCCCUGGGAACUGCAUUGUCAUCUGGACUGUUUGUACAAAAAUGAAGAAAGUAUCUCUUUCAGUCCUGCUGAUCUUGAACCUGGCCAUUGCUGAUGUCCUUGUGCUGAUCACUUUACCAAUCUGGAUUUACUCUUUUGUUGACUCAUGGGUUUUUGGAGUCAUCUUCUGCAAAAUGCUGGUUUUCAUUAUUUACUGCAGCAUGUAUGCCAGUAUAUUUCUGAUUACAGCACUCAGCUUGGAGCGGCUACUGGCUGUGUUUUACCCUUUCACAAUUCAAACAUACAUAAGAAAAGAAAAAAUUUCUUUGAUUGUGUUCCUCAUUUGGUUCCUGUCUGUUGCCUUUGGUAUUUCUGUCAUUCCAUUUCAAGAGACAGAAGAAACGAACGGUCGACUUCUAUGCACGUGUCGCAGCUACUCUUCCAAUAGACAGAAAGUGUCCUAUCUUCUUCUGGAGACCCUUGCAGGUUUUUUAAUCCCUUUCUUAAUUAUUUGCACUUGUUAUGUGUGUGUUGCAAGAAGAAUAAGCAGAAUGACAUUCCAAUCCAAGCAGCGAUCGGAACGUCUCAUUGCCAGCAUCGUGGUGGCUUUCAUUCUGUGCUGGUUCCCUCACCACCUCUUUAACAUCCUGGAUAUCAUUUCAAUUGAAAUAGAGCUCUCUAAUGAGGAGAUGUCUUUGGCACUGGAAGAAAUUGUAGACAAAGGAGCGUACAUCUCUGGAGCACUUGUAUUCAUCAGUAGCUGUAUUAACCCUCUGCUUUAUGCUUUUGCCGCACGAAGGUUUCAGAACCACCUGAGGUUUGCCAAGAUGUUAAAGCUGUUUGAACAGAUCAGUCAGACUGUGACAGAGGAAGACAAGAAAAGAAGUCUGGUUGUAGCCAAACAUGAAGAUCCUUUGGCAGGCACAGAAAAUCUCUAACAAGGAACUCAGUGAAUAAUCUGUGUCAUUUCUUCAGCAGUCCUUUCUCCUCAUUCUCUCAGUUUCAUUUACUGAGCAGUCCAGCGAAAGCUGUAGAGAAAGAAAAGCUUUUUGUUUUUUUUCUUGUGUGUUUUAUAAGAAUUGGCAUUAGCAACCUUGUUCAGUUCAUAAAUUAUUACUCACAUCAUGAAAUGAGCACUAUUUCACUGUUGCUGAGAACCUCAACAAGGUGGCUAAAAGCUAAAAUUGUAGGAAUUACAGCACUGUUACUUUCCAUUAAAACUAUUUCUGAUUUCUAGAAAGUCUGUGUGCAGAAAACAGAAAAGAACUGCAUGUGGAAAAGAAACUUUGAAAGCUUGAAACCAAUAAAACUAAGGGUUUUUUCAGAAAAAAAAAGUUGUUACAUGUUCAAAAAUCCUUAUACAAUCUAGAGUUUUAAGAAGUUAAAUUCUUUAUAUGGCUAAGAAUGGUUUUAAAGUGUACUAAUGACACAAAACUCUUCUGGGUUGAUGGAAAAUCCAAAACUAUUUUUUAUUCAUUACUAUAUUUAGGUUUGAAAGUGAUAAGGGUUGCUAGCACAUUCAAGCUCAUUUACAGCAUUAUCUCAGGGUAGUAGGUUUGAACAAGUCAAAUGUGGAGUAUGAGAACUGUGUUGUAUGGCAAACAUCACUGCAGACUGCAUGCUGUAUCUGAUGGCAAACACAUUGCAUACUUCUGGCAAUUUGAUGUAUUAAAUGUAUAUACUUUGAGUUUCCUCAAAAAUUUUGAUUCAAAGAAGUCAAGCUUCCAAAAUGUCUAUUAAAUUGUGGAAGAAUUGGAUCAGGCUCAGGUGAGGAGGAAGGAAACAUCCUUCCUAUUGAUUUUAUGUGUAAGAAAAUUAUGGUAGUAGUACAAAAGUGUCUCAUAUCAGAAGAACUUCACCUUGCAAAUAAAAGAAUUAUAUUUUUCUUCUCUUAUAGAAUAGUAGACUUUGCCAUAGGAAACCAAUAAAAUUAGUGUUUGCAAGGGCUUUAGUUUUGUGAAUGUGUGUAAACUCACUGUGAAAAAUUACAUGGCAUCAAGUGUUUGCUUUUGAAGUUUUAUUUAUUUCAAUUGUGCUUAACAUUUUUUACACUUGCUUUAUAAAUUUUUAAGUCAAUCAUUUGUAAUAAGAUUGAGAUAACUACUGAUUACAAAGCAUAUUGUAAUUUCAGAUUCCGUGUUCUGGACAGAUGCUAAAUAGCUACAUUACUCAUCUUUACAAAGAAAUUACAAGUACUAACCAGCCAUUAAUUUUUGAAAUUUUGAAUAAUUUUGAAUUUUGAAGUGAAGGAUAUUUGAGUUGUAUUAAUUUAGCUUGUAAACUGAAAUAAACAUGGGGAAGUAAAAUCCUUAGCUGCUAAUAACGGAA